AUGAACAAUGGAAACAACACUACCAUCAAUGAUCCAAGUCUUCAGUGUAUGAUGGACAACACAUUAGCAAUAUACAGUAGCAACCAAUUGGUAUUAGCUCAAAACCUGGACCAGCGCCCUACAAAUACAACGAAAGCAUAUCUUGCAAAGCAAGAAGAAUGGAGAUGUCUUAAGAAAGAAUUCGGAGAUAAUGAACUUGUGAAUGAUCAGAAACUAAGCUCUUUCAUGAUAGAUUAUGUCAUGAAUAGAGGACGUAAAUUAAAGAGGGAUGAUAACAACUCCCUGAUUCCAUUAGGCAAAGGAUCAAUAGCAGCCUAUGUCAAGGCAGUAGCCGAUAUAUGUAGCAAGCAGAAAGCUCUUGGAUUGAAUCUCAAUGGUGUAGCAAGAGGACCACUUGUCCGUGCUUUCCUUGAUACCGCAAAUAAGGCAAGCGCACAGACUGUUAGAAAAAACUUCGAAGAUUGUGGAAAGAAUACACUUAACAAUGGAUACAUCAAGCAAGAAUUAGAAAGAAUCAGUCAAUAUUUCAUGGAAAAAAACGAUACCCGCGCAUGUUGA
This is a messenger RNA of Phycomyces blakesleeanus NRRL 1555(-), 558 nucleotides long. RefSeq lists its product as hypothetical. Lineage: Eukaryota; Fungi; Mucoromycota; Mucoromycetes; Mucorales; Phycomycetaceae. The transcript has 2 exons. The record is from RefSeq and is a predicted model, not a curated record. Bases 1 to 558 code for a protein of 185 amino acids.